AUGGUGUUCAUAUACACAUAUCGCAAAAUCAAAGAAUAUAGGGCGCGGAAGGCCCAAGAAGCGAGUGCUCCUAACUCAGUCCCUGAGUCAAAGCAGAAAUGCCCGCAAUGUGUACAGGACAAGAGCACUGCGCGCAAAUACCGAUGGAAGCUUCUCUUUUGUCUCGUGCCCGCCUUUUUCGUAUCCAGUCUCGACUUGACGAUUGUUGCAACAGCUCUUCCUCAAGUCGCGUCCCACUUCAACAAAUUUAACCAGUUGAACUGGAUCGUCACCGCAUUCACAUUGACGUCGACCGCCUUCAUUCCCCUAUGGGGUCAAUUGGCAGACAUCUUUGGACGACAUUCAUCCCUCCAGUGCGCCGUUGUGCUUCUCACCAUUGGCAGCGUUCUCUGUGCAGCAGCCCCGGACUGGGCUGUUCUGCUGCUAGGCCGAGCUUUGCAAGGUGUGGGCACGGCCGGAAUCUCGAAUGUGGUCAUGAUCGUUCUCGCGGAUCAGGUGUCGCUGCGCGAGCAAGCUGUCAACACCAGUAUCUUCCAGCUAAUGAAUGGAGUGGGUUACAGUGUUGGCCCAGUCAUUGGCGGCUAUCUCACCAAUACCAACUGGCGGUAUUGUUUCGUCCUCUGCGCCGGCAUGUCGGUCGUGAGCGUCCUCACAAUCUCCAUAUUACGCAAAGACCUGAAGCCAGGCCGAGUCUCGUUGUCGCGACCACCGGCCGGACAAUCCCGUCUGCAGGCCUUCACCACGGGUAUCUCGACCCUCGACUUUGGUGGCAUCUUUUUGUUUAUCGUCGGUGUCGGGCUGGUCAUUCUGGGCACAGCCUGGGGCGGCUCGACGUACCCAUGGCGAUCUGCAGCGGUGAUAUCAAGUCUGGUGAUUGGAGCGAUCCUGUGUCUGGUCUUCCUCGCCUACGAAGCCCUUCUGGCGCCUACGCGGCUGCUGAACCGUCUCUUCCCCAAGACGGUCCCGAUGAUUCCCAGCUCGGUCCUGGCCUCCAAGGACGUCAGUCUGAUCUGCGCCCUUGCCGCCUCGGCCGGUUCGGCACUCUAUUCCGUCUUUUAUUUCAUUGGCAUCUACUUUACCGUCGUCGAGGGCGACAAGGCCAGCCACGCCGGCACCCAGCUGCUCUACUACGUCCCAGGGCUCGGGGUCGGCGUCUACAGCGCCGUCUACGUCUGCAAUGUGCGGCCGCGCCAGACGUUCUGGCCGUUGCUCGUCGGCACCGUCAUCGAAACGGCAGGCAUCUCCACCCUAGCGUACGCGGUCAAAUCGCGCAACGCCACUUUGGUGAAUGUCAUGAUGGUCGUGGCUGGCGCCGGCACAGGCCUGCGAUUCAUGCCCUCGAACCUGCAUUUGGCCGGCAUGUUCCGCGACCGCCUGGCCCCGGUGUACAGUCUGUUGCGCUUCUCCAUGCCCUUCGGCGGCACCCUGGCCCUGACCAUCAUGGGCUCGGUUUUCCAGAACCAAAUGAGCGACUACUUUGGCUCAAGCACCGUCAAGUCCGGCAGCAACACUGCCGAUGUCUCGUUCAACAUGCAUAACAACGACUCUCUCGACGCCAUCAGCAAGCUCCCGCCUGCCGAGCAGUUGGCCAUCCGGAAACAGGGCGCCACCGCCACCAUGUGGGCGUUUGUUUCCAUCUUGCCCAUCUUGGGCCUGAGUAUCUUUGCCAGCGCCGCGCUCGGAAAUGUCUGGAUAUCCAAGAACCACAAGCCUGUCAAGAACGACACCGAGGCGGAGGCAGCGGCAGCAGCACGCCGCGAGUCAGACGCCCGGCCAGAUGGCCUCUGUCGCAUACAUGCAAAUGAUCUCAGCGAGGAUGGCGCUCCUAACACAACCGAGAUCCUCACCUCAAGCUAUCUGCUAGCUUUGUUCCGUGGCAAUGUGCAGCAAUUGAAGAGGCCGGGACCUUCAGGCUCCGACAACCAUGGAGCCCAGGCUCGGGACGACAGAAUCGUGCCAAAUGGCUCGUUUGAUCAGGUCGAGCCCAGAGAGUCCAUGCGCAUGGUGUCGAAAGUCACUACUGAAAAGAAGCCAGGCGUCUGA
Exophiala dermatitidis NIH/UT8656 is the source of this 2043-nucleotide messenger RNA. RefSeq lists its product as uncharacterized. Bases 1 to 2043 code for a protein of 680 amino acids. Gene Ontology annotation, cellular component: fungal-type vacuole membrane. The record is from RefSeq and is a predicted model, not a curated record. Gene Ontology annotation, molecular function: basic amino acid transmembrane transporter activity. Lineage: Eukaryota; Fungi; Ascomycota; Eurotiomycetes; Chaetothyriales; Herpotrichiellaceae. Gene Ontology annotation, biological process: transmembrane transport; basic amino acid transport. The transcript has 3 exons.